AUGGCUUUUAUGAUGCCUGUUGUCAAAAACGACUACAAUAUCUACCAGCAAAACGGGACUAAGACACGCAGAACAUCAUCCUGCAGCAUCAACAGUCGUGCGUCCCGCAGUGGACAGGCUUCGGGUCAGACCAGUUUAUCAUGUUCACCCGGUAGCGACGUCGAAGAACGCCUUCGUGCCGUGGAGUCCGAGCGAGGGACGAGAAGAACGUCCCGCUGUUCGGACGUUGUGGUUCCUCCAACACCGAGAUCAGCAUCUCAGUCAUCGUUAUACCGGAAGUUCCACACCCGCCUUGUGGACAAGCUCCGUAAGACUCUGCGAUCCAAGGAUGAUUCCGUGGUGGUCGUCGAGCCCAAGAAAGUGGAAGGACUUUCGUGA
Messenger RNA from Ornithodoros turicata, 378 nucleotides. RefSeq lists its product as uncharacterized. The transcript has a single exon. Lineage: Eukaryota; Metazoa; Arthropoda; Arachnida; Ixodida; Argasidae. The record is from RefSeq and is a predicted model, not a curated record. The coding region runs from base 1 to 378 and encodes 125 amino acids.